Artibeus jamaicensis (Jamaican fruit-eating bat) is the source of this 630-nucleotide messenger RNA. It is a transcript of the gene SOD1, whose product is annotated as superoxide dismutase 1. Gene Ontology annotation, molecular function: copper ion binding; superoxide dismutase activity. Gene Ontology annotation, biological process: removal of superoxide radicals. Bases 84 to 545 code for a protein of 153 amino acids. Lineage: Eukaryota; Metazoa; Chordata; Mammalia; Chiroptera; Phyllostomidae. Gene Ontology annotation, cellular component: mitochondrion; peroxisome; cytosol. The record is from RefSeq and is a predicted model, not a curated record. The transcript is spliced from 5 exons.
CGCGGCGCCGUCGCCCCUGCGUCGGCGUGUCCUGCGGCGUCUGCCCGGUCUUCCGAUCCAGAUCUGCGCGCGUUCCGUGAGCCAUGACUACCAGGGCUGUGUGCGUGCUGAAGGGCGACGGCCCGGUGCAGGGCAUCAUCCGCUUCGAGCAGGAGGGCACUGGUCUCGUCAAGGUCUCUGGGACCAUCAAGGGGCUGACCAAAGGCGAGCAUGGGUUCCACGUCCACGAGUUUGGAGACAACACCCUAGGCUGUACCAGUGCAGGUCCUCACUUUAACCCUCUAGGCAAAACCCACGGCGGACCCCAGGAUGAAGAGAGGCACGUCGGGGACCUGGGCAACGUGACUGCGGAGGAAAACGGGGUGGCCGAGGUGUCUCUGGAAGACUCCCUCAUCUCCCUCUCAGGGCCCCAUUCCAUCAUCGGCCGCACGAUGGUGGUCCACGAAAAGCGGGACGACCUGGGCAGAGGUGGGAACGACGAGAGCAAGAAGACGGGCAACGCCGGCAGCCGCCUGGCCUGCGGGGUGAUCGGGAUCGCGCAGUGACCGUCCCCCCCCAGGCCGAGUCCCGGCGGCCCUGCCGUCUCACCAGCUGUAGGCACUUGAUAACCAUUAAACUCUGUAGCCCUCA